This is a messenger RNA of Anthostomella pinea, 495 nucleotides long. Lineage: Eukaryota; Fungi; Ascomycota; Sordariomycetes; Xylariales; Xylariaceae. The record is from the annotation of a GenBank genome assembly.
AUGCGUGCCUCCACCAUUCUGACUGCCCUCGCGGGUGCCAGCUCCGCAUCGGCUGCGGUGAUGAGGCUUGCAACUACCUCCCUCAGGGCCCUUAGCUACGACUGGGCUGUCACUGGCUGGAGUGCUGGUUGCGCCAGAGCCGGCUGCUACUACGACUUCAACAUAACCGGCGACGCAAACACCACAGCCAAGCCGCAGCGUCCUGGCUUCAAGGCUUACUGCAGCGGCCAAGAGGGUGAGGGCUACAGGGCCUGCACACAACUCGACAGUGAAGGGAACGAUGCCGAGGUCGUCGCAAAGCUCUUCCCUCACAACAUCACAGCCAAUGGCACAUCCAGCCUACCACACAUCCAGGUCAGCCUGAGAUAUACAGACCUGGAUUCUGCAUCGACGUGGUGGAACUACACAGGAGACGCAUAUGCGCGUUUCAACCAGUUCGUGGCGCCGCCCAUGAACUUCUCGAUCACGCCCGACGAGGUCUUUGGUGUCGCAUAG